UUCCAGGAGAUACUAGAACUCCACGGCACGCAGAUGCCAUUGCCAUUGCCCUCCUUUCUCUUACCAAAACCACGCCUCCUCCGCCGCCGCCGCAAAACCCUCUCCGCCGCCGAUCCGCUCCUCCUCCGCGCGCGCGUGGCCGGACGCCCCCCCCUGACCGGAGAUGGUGCUGUGGGAGCUGACGGCGAUCACGGCCUACUUCCUGGGGCUCAGGCGGACCUACCGCCUCGCGCUCCGCCUCCAGCGCCGCCUCAUCGGCCCCAACCACCCCAGGAUCCGCCACUUCGUCUACAGGCGCACACGGGAUGUUUUCAAUGUUGCAGUCUCAGUGCACAAGAACAUUCAGCAGAGAGACCUAGAAGUUGGUCGGAACCUUGGUAACAUGAUCCUUCGCUGGCUUGACCGCAUGAAGCCAUCGGCACAGAUUCGUCCUCAUCCUCCAGGCCCAACAAAUGGCAGCUCAGAGCAAUUCAGGCAUCUUUCGAGUACAAGCAAGAGCACAGCAGCUCAGAAAUCUGCAUCCAAAGCUUCACCACAUGACAGUGGAAAGAUGUUGUUUUCACCUCUGAAUAUUCGACCCAAGUCCUUCCCUGUUCUACCUACAAUGAUGCAGCCGACCAAGAUUAGUGUUAGCAGCCAGUGUAGGCGGAUUUCCUACUCAUCAUUCCCUUCUGCCACCGCAAAGAGGAAGGAUUUCGUUGAGGGUGUGUUUCGCAAGGACAUUGCACAGCUAAUGGUGUGAUGGUAUAUACUUUCCUGGAAUUGAAAGUUCAUUUGACUUAAUUUUCGCGUAGAACAGGAAUCUCAUGACUCAUGGGUGAUGGGUCCUGCAAUAAUAAAGGUCUGAAGAAGAUUUUUGUUGCUCAACCAGUUUAGCAGUAGAUUUUCUAACCAAUGCUCAAACGACAGUAUGUGAUGUUCCAUAAUGGAUAUGUCUACUCCAUUAAUCCUUGAAAUGUGCAAAAGGAUAUAUGAGGACUGAAACAUUAUAUCAGUUUCUC
Molecule: messenger RNA, 1001 nt
Organism: Oryza brachyantha (malo sina)
Lineage: Eukaryota; Viridiplantae; Streptophyta; Magnoliopsida; Poales; Poaceae
Exons: 2
Coding region: 164-742 (192 amino acids)
Source: RefSeq, a predicted model, not a curated record